Molecule: messenger RNA, 2170 nt
Organism: Musa acuminata subsp. malaccensis (wild Malaysian banana)
Lineage: Eukaryota; Viridiplantae; Streptophyta; Magnoliopsida; Zingiberales; Musaceae
Product: bZIP transcription factor 39
Biological process (GO): regulation of DNA-templated transcription
Cellular component (GO): endoplasmic reticulum membrane; nucleus
Molecular function (GO): DNA-binding transcription factor activity
Source: RefSeq, a predicted model, not a curated record
UGUCCCGCUUGCUUACCCAAAUCCUGUGCUGAGCUGCCUCGUCUCUGUCGCCGUCGUCUCUUCGAGGCCAAACCCCUGCCUAACUCCUUCGCCUCCUAUGGCGGAGCCGUCCCCCUCCUUGUUACUCCUCCCCAACCCGCCCUACGGCGACCUCUUUCCCGACGGCCUCCCCCUUCUCCCUUCCUCCUCCGAACUCCAUGACAUUGAUCUCGACUUCGACAUCGACGAUUUCCUCCGCUCGCCGGACCCUCACCACCAUUCCCCUACCUCCGAUCCUAACUCCGCUGCCGAUGGGUCUGCUGUCUCGUCCUCAUCCUCGACCCAACAUGACCGGUCCGGCCUCGCACCCCGCCCCUCCUCCCCCGACUCUUCCGCUGCCUCCGGACUUGCCGUCGUUGUCGACCCAGAAGUCAAGGAGAAAGAGGGAAAGGUCGGAUGGAGCCUUAAGCGGAAGAUGGAGAAGGACAACGAUGGCUUAUCUGACCGCCGCACUGACUCUGAUCUUAACCCUAACCCCAGGAGCAUCAAGUUCCAGCGAUCCGAGGAGGCGAGCCCGCCUUGCAUAUUUGGUUCCGGGAGCCAGGAGGAGGAGAAGAGGAGGGCGAGGCUGGUGAGGAACCGGGAGAGCGCCCAGCUCUCCAGGCACAGGAAGAAGCAGUACGUCGAGGAGCUGGAGGACAAGGUCAGGUUAAUGCACUCCACGAUUAAUGAAUUGAACACCAAGAUCUCGUAUAUCAUGGCCGAGAACAUAAGCUUACGGCAGCAGUUGGUUGGAGGUGUUGCUCCUCCUUCCCCUGUUUAUCCUCGGCCAGGGGCAAUGGCGCCCGUGAAUGUCCAGUGGAUUCCGAGGUAUUCGUUGAAUCCACAAGGGACACAGGUUCCUUUGGUCCCAAUACCUAGAUUGAAGCUUCAAAAGGCUACACUUGCUCCCAAGGCCAAGAAGUCAGAGAGCAAGAAGGGCCAAAGCAACACGAAAAGAGUAGCUAGUGUGAGCCUCAUGGGCUUGUUGUUCCUUAUCCUAAUCGUUAGAGGAGCAUUUCCCAGUCUAAAUCUUCGAUAUGGAGGCUACGAUGAUGACGAAGGUCUCAGCAAUGGACGGAUUUUGUGCCAGGCUAAAAGUAGAAUUUUGAGCGUUAGAGGUUGUGGUAAUGGUCUAAACAGCUCCAACGACAUUACAUUAUGUAGCAGACAGAAGGGUUUUGGAGGUGGUAUAGAUAGUGUUACUGCUAGGAAAUGUGAGAAUGUUAAGGUGGGCCCUGGAAUGAAUCCAAAGGGGCUUAGUUCAUGGCCUUCACCUGGUUCAGAAGCUGUUUUCACACAGAACUCGAGCGAGAGUCUGCCUGCUCUGCUUUAUGUGCCUAGGAAUGGCAAGCAUGUGAAGAUUGAUGGAAACUUAAUAAUCCAUUCUGUUCUUGCUAGUGAGAAAGCCGUACAACAAACAGAAUCAAGCCAGUCAUUGGACAAAGAGACCGGCUUGGCUAUUGCUGGUAAUGUGAUGUCAGCAUUGGCCAUUUCUAAAGCCGGAAAGGGGUUGGAUCUUCAGCAUUCUAAAUCUUAUGGAGAUGCUUCUGACUCUGAUGAUACAUAUGUGAACAACUUAAAAUUAACCUCAUCUGAUGGCCCACAUCAACAAUGGUUUCACGAAGGAAUGGCAGGCCCGAUCUUAAGUUCUGGCAUGUGCACCGAGGUGUUUCAGUUUGACGUCUCAUCAUCUUCCUCUUCAACUAGCAUCUUUCCUACCAGUUCAAUCAUGAACGGUUCCUCGAUCACUAAUGCUACCGAGAACCUCCCUCCUAGUUCUGCUCGCCCUGGGAAGAAUAAGAACAGGAGGAUAAUGCAUCCCGAGCCACUUCCACUCCGAGGAACCACAAGAAACAACACAAAACAGUUUGACAAGUCUUCCGAAAGAAGCAACCUUCACAACAACAAACCUGUUUCCUCAGUGGUGGUCUCUGUUCUGGCUGAUCCCAGGGAUGCCGGUGAUGGUGAGGGCGAUGAGAGGAUAUCACCCAAAUCAACGUCUCGCGUGUUUGUUGUUGUGCUUCUGGACAGCAUCAAGUAUGUUACCUACUCCUGUGUUCUUCCAUUUAAAACCUCUGCACCCCAUCUGGUAAACUAAUUUUGGCAGUAGGAUUAAACCUGAAUGCUAAUUAAAAUUCUCCGUUACUUA